GAGAGAAACGGUCGCAAAAUCUUCUAGCAGCUUUAGAAUUGGCAGAAGCCUUCAAGUCAGCAUCUCAGCUACAGUUGUGAACGGUUUUUGCUGCAAGCAGGAUUAAAAAAAUGUUGUGUGAAGUAAUUGAUAAAGCCAGAAAGCAGAGUAGUGGAAAGUGAUAACGCGUUACUCAAUCGGUGGUAAACAAGAAAAUUUCACGAAGAAACAGAAUAAAUCAGUCAAGAAAACUAGUGAAAGUGAACGUGAAAUGAAAUCGUUUUUAGUGGCAUCCUUCGCCUUCCUGGCGUAUCUUGGAAUAACCGAAGGGAUUAGUACAAGAGAUCUGUAUAGCUACAUCAACGAACCGAGCGAAGUUCUACCGCGUGGAGACGAGGAAUUUGUGGAAGUGAAACUAUCGACUCCUGUCCAUUUUUACAGCGAGAAAUACGAUCAUGUUUUUAUCAACACCAACGGCAUUUUGACAUUUGGAUCCGAAUUCCAGAAUUUUCUCAAUUUACCGUUCCCAAUAGAAUACCCAUCAAUCGCACCAUUCUAUGCAAACGUAGAUACCACGCUACCGAAUGAUACGGCCGCGAUAGUGUACUUUCAAUCGCAGGAUACGGAAUUGCUGGAUCGCGUUACUGAUCUAGUGCGUAACAGUUUCAGUGAGUCAGUUGACUUCGAAGCCACUCACGUAUUUGUUGCGACAUGGGAGCACGUGGGUCACUUCAACAUGAAGAAUGAUAUCACAAACUCAUUCCAAGUAGCGUUGAUUCUGGGUGAAGGGGCUACAUAUGUGCAAUUUCUAUAUCCAGAAAAUGGAAUCAACUGGGUUCAAGGAGAUACAGCUGACUCCGGGUUGCCGGAUGUUCGUGCGCAAGCUGGGUUCAUAUCCGACGAUGGAAGAUUUUUCCCACUGCAAGGUUCGGGAACGGAUAACAUAAGACACCUGACAGUGUCAUCGAAUGUUGGUGAACCAGGAAUAUGGUUAUUUAGGGUAGGACCACUGGAUCAGGACAGUAAUGUUGAAGAGCCUAAUCUGAUUGAUCAAGAUGCUGCGUAUGAACCACGUACUUGUGCGGAAGGUGGUCAUUUCAAGUGUCACUCUGCUGCAUCGUGUAGAGAUACGAGAGGUGGUUUCUGUUGUACGUGUAAAUCUGGGUAUUAUGGAAACGGAUUUAGCUGUGUAAAAAACGAUGUUCCGCUACGGGUUGUUGGUACAGUAAAAGGCAAAGUGAACGAUUGGAUUAUCGAUACGCAGAUGCAAUCGUACGUUGUGAUGAUUGACGGUAGAACAUACACGGCUCUAAGUCCGCUGGAAGAUGACAUCGGUACAACGUUGCAGUUGACUCAUACUCUUGGGGCUAGUAUUGGAUGGUUGUUUGCGAAACCUAUUGGAAAUGUUUUUAACGGAUAUCAGAUUACCGGAGGAAAGUUCAAUCAAACCGCAACGAUCGAUUUUAAUGAUAGUCGUAACAAUCUACGAAUGAACCUUCAAUUUAACGGACUAAAUUUGUGGGAUCAACUUUCCGUUGACAUACACAUAGAAGGUCAGGUUCCACAGAUUCCACUAGGAGACAAAUUGCAAAUCGAAGACUAUUCUGAAGUUUAUCAGAGAGCCGGUAAAGAUCGCUUCGAAGCGUACACAUCUCAUACAGCGCAUAUACCUUCGGAAGGUCGCGAUUUGGCGUAUAGUGUUCAUCAAGUAAUCACAAUUGAACCAUGCAAAUAUAUGGACCACAAUGAAAACACAUCCUUCCAAACUUCAACUCUGAAAACAAGUAAAAUCAACCUGGGAUACGAGCAACGUGAAAAAGCUAUUCGUAUGGGAAUGCUAAGCAAGAUCAGUUCUGGUGAAAAAUUAAAUCCAUGUGACGAUGCAAACUGCGGGGAUAACACAAUCUGUGUGCCGAACGCUGACGAUUCUUUCGAUUGCAACUGUAGAAACGGGUUCACUUACGUGCCUUAUGCCAACAACGAUCGUGUGAAUUGUGUCGACAUAGAUGAAUGUUCAGGUAUCAACAUUUGCGAUGAAAAUGCUCAAUGCAUCAAUGAACCGGGUGGCUAUAAGUGCAACUGCAAUGCCGGUUACGAAGGAAAUGGCUACCAAUGUGAUCCAACAGGGCUACAAUCCACUGCUUCCUCGUUCAUAGUUCCAACUCCUGCCAACACGUACUAUGAAGUCAAACCACAGAUAGAUAACAGAAAUGAUCGUUGUGAGUAUUGCUCAGAAUACGCUGAAUGUGUUCACGGACAAUGUGAAUGCAAGUCUGGAUUCGCUGGAGAUGGAUUUGUGUGUGAACAUCUUUGCGAUGAAGAUCAAGUAUGGAAUGGAGAGAGCUGCGUUAGGCAUGGAUCUACCGAGGAAUAUGAGAUCGCACCAUUUUGCACCGCUCAGGGAUGUACGUGUCCAACAGGAUAUACUCUAAUUGAAUAUGCAUUCGACCAAAUUUGUCGUUUGAUAGAAGCACAACCAGAUGAUCCGCAUCUACCAUCAUGUGACGUGGAGAACCAUUGCAGUCCACUGGCGAACUGUGAAUGGAACGAAAAUCAGUACCGGUAUGAAUGCGUGUGUAAUCCGGGAUAUGACGGUAACGGAUACACCUGUGUCGAGAAAGAAGUAUCUUGUCUAGACGAAGAGGACAUUUGCGAUCAGCAUGCUUCUUGUAACUACAUAGUCAGCUUGAAAAAGUCCAUAUGUGUUUGCAACAAAGGGUACGAGGGAGAUGGGCGCAGUUGUCAACUAGCUCCGGAAUGCAAUAUUGACGAUGACUGUGGGAUGCAUUCGAUCUGUGAUACAGGGCUUUGUGUCUGUCAGGAGGGAUUCGAACGAGAUGUUUCGGAUUUCUGUGUACGAGUUGGAUCAUGUGGUGGAGCGUACUGUGCAGAGAAUGCCAUUUGUAAAUGGGAUCAACUCCAGGGAAUCCCAUACUGUCAUUGUCCACCCGAAUAUAUUGGAGAUGGUGUUUUACAAUGUAAAUCGGUACCACCACCAUGUAAUGUACGCAACAACUGUGGUUUACAUGCUACAUGUGGUCCAAAUUUCAGGGAGCCUUCGAAGUACGAGUGUAUCUGCAAUCCCGGAUUUUUCGGAGAUGGUUUUGUAUGCACUCCUGAACGCAACUGCGCAAAUAUUCCAAGUCUGUGUGAUCCUAAUGCUAGGUGCGUUUCGACUACCACUGGGUACCAAUGCAUUUGCAAUGAGGGCUUCAUCGGCAACGGAAGCAUCUGCAGAACCGCUCCUCGUCUGGAUUCCGGUUUCUUGAUCAUCAGUCAAGGUGUAGCGAAUGUUAAGCUUCCUAUCAGUGGAACGCGCGGAAUACCUCUAACGAUGGCCCAAAUGGCCAUUGGUGUGGACAAGGACUGUGCGGAAGGUCGUAUUUAUUGGAGCGAUAUUUCGGCGAAACAGAUUUUCAGUUGUAAAUACGAUGGGACAGAUCGUAAGCCGUUCAUCACUAAAGAUAUUAUAUCACCGGAAGGCGUCGCUGUUGAUUGGAUAUCACGGCGAAUUUAUUGGACAGAUUCGGCAAAGGAUACUAUUGAGGUUGCCAGUUUGGAAGACCCCAAUCUACGAACAAUAAUUGUGUCCAAAUAUCUAGUGAAUCCAAGAGGGAUUGCCAUCGAUCCACAUCAAAGCAAAUUGUACUGGUCGGAUUGGAAUCGCGACGGUCCUAAGAUUGAAUGGUCCAAUCUGGAUGGUACGGAACGUCAAGUUUUGGUUAGCGGCCCAGAAGUUGAAUUACCAAACAGCAUUCAAGUAGCUCCUGGUACUGGUGAACUGUGCUAUGCAGAUGCCGGAACCAAGAAAGUUGAAUGCGUAGAUACAUAUACCAAACAAAUCCGAACGAUAGCUAGUAAUUUGACGUAUCCUUUCGGGUUAGCAGUUACAGAUGAUCAUUUCUAUUGGACCGAUUGGACAACGAAAAAGGUUGAGUCUAUCAAUGCGCAUGGUGAACGUGAAAAAGGUAUUCCCUCGCCAGUGUUCGGUAGUCACAAAAUGUACGGAAUGACUGCUGUCACGGACAAAUGUCCUCUGUUCCACAGCCCAUGCGUUAUCAAUAAUGGGGAUUGUCCGGAUAAAAGAAUCUGUUUGACAAAUCCAAGGGCUCCUUCUGGAAGAGGAUGCAAAUGUGCCGACAACAAUAACUGUAAUGAUGUUAUACUAGACUAUUAGGUCUAUCGGACAGACGCCGGGUAACUGCAGUAUUUCGAAACUAUUCGAAUCGUCGAGCGUCUACAAUAAUUAUAUGACAUUCAUAUCAUUCUUCGAGAGAAUGCUUAAUUUUAUGAUAAGUGAUAUAAUCUCCGAAUCAAUAUUAUAAGUCAUCAAUAACACGUUAGAGUUUGAUGAAAUAAAAUAAUACUUGUCACAGACAAAAUCGGUAUAUUCGCUUUAGGUAGGGUCUAACACAUUUGAAAUUUUUUUUCUAUUUUCUUAUAACAAAACAUUUCAAGAAUAUCCAGUGAAAUUUUCAAGCCUUUCGGAACAAAACAUUCUUGAAAUGUUUUAUUAUAACAAAUUAUAAAAGGAAAACAAUGAUUUUUUGAAAAUGUUAGACCCUACGGGCUCCCUAGAGUAACAAAUUGUUUCCAUUGAUUU
Molecule: messenger RNA, 4582 nt
Organism: Malaya genurostris
Lineage: Eukaryota; Metazoa; Arthropoda; Insecta; Diptera; Culicidae
Product: nidogen
Exons: 10
Coding region: 251-4156 (1301 amino acids)
Biological process (GO): cell-matrix adhesion
Molecular function (GO): calcium ion binding
Source: RefSeq, a predicted model, not a curated record